CUGUGCGGCUUUACCCAGGAUUCUUCUGACUCUUUUGAUUGGAGGAGAUAUCGCGGUAGAACUUCCUCUUAUAACACUGGGCCGUCGUAUGAUCACACCACUGGAAGCGGAGGAUAUUACAUGUACAUCGAAGCAUCCAAUACCUACAGCGGAGCACGUGCCAGGCUGAUCAGCCCUACCUACCAGCCCUCCUCGGGCGUGGUGUGCCUCAACUUCUGGUACCAUAUGUAUGGGCAAACUAUUGGAGCCCUCGUUGUGAAAGUCAAACGAUCGGGAAGUUCCAGUGAGGAGACAAUAUGGAUGUUACGGGGAAACCAAUAUAACGGAUGGAACGAGGCAAGCGUUCGGUUGAAAAGCCAGGGGCCAUUUAAUGUGAUCUUCGAAGCCACAAGGGGCUCGUCAUAUACGGGUGACAUAGCCAUAGAUGAUGUGACAAUUUCUCGUUGUGAGGAAACCAAGGAACCGUGGAUCCGUCUUGUAGAGGGGCGCCAUCCUGCGGAGGGUAGAGUUGAGGUGUAUUACCAGGGCCAGUGGGGGACAGUGUGUGACGACAACUUUGGCUACAGUGAUGCGCGCGCAAUUUGUGGCAUGAUGGGAUAUAGAGAGUGGGAGGUCCAGGCCUACCAAAACGCCAGGUUUGGUCCAGGAUCUGGCCCUAUCUGGCUGGACGACCUGAACUGCACCGGGCACGAGAACAGCUUGGUCCACUGUCCGGGGGCUGAAUGGGGUCGCCAUAAUUGCGCUCAUCACGAGGACGCCAGCGUUUCUUGUGACGUGAACGCAAGUGCCAAUGCGACAUCUUCCGGCAGAUGGAACACCACGGAUAGUCCUUACUGGCACCGGACUUCUCAGAGAUGGCCGUACUGGGGGAUGACCACCCAGAGACCCAGCCACUACUGCCCCAACGAUCCCUGCUCAAGUUCCCCGUGUUACAAUGGAGGCACGUGUUGGUCCACCAGGAACACUUACUAUAACAGGUACAGGUUCUACUGCCAGUGCCCCACUGGGACAUCAGGGAAAUACUGUGAGAGCUACAUAGGGUGGCCACAAUAUGCUACAACACAGAGCUGGUAUCAAGGCAUUCGCCUUGUCGGGGGUAAAACACCUUACGAGGGACGCGUAGAAGUUUACCAUAAUGGAGAAUGGGGUACAAUCUGUGACGACAACUUUGAUGUUAACGACGCUCGUGUUAUUUGCAGAAUGCUAGGUUACGGAACGUCUAGCGUAGCCGCCUACCAAGGUGGUCGUUUUGGACAGGGCUACGGUAGAAUAUGGCUGGAUGAUCUCCGCUGCAGAGGAUAUGAACAUGACGUCACUUCCUGUAGUCACGCGGGUUGGGGGCGUCAUAACUGCGGUCACCAGGAAGACGCCAGUGUCUCGUGCAGUGCAGGCGGCACUUUGACCACAAGGAAACCAUGGGGCUAUGAAAUGACAACCCAACAGGCGUCAUGCCGGUACGGUCCUUGUAGUAAUGGAGGUACUUGUGUGGAUUACGGCUAUGGAUUCUACCAUUGCUACUGCCCACCAAAAACGUCAGGAAGGAACUGUGAAUACAUAGGAGAGUGUACAGUGAACCCGUGUAUGAAUGGAGGGACGUGCAGGAACGUCAACUAUCCCCCGUACUACUACUGUAUGUGCCCGAGAUAUUACUCAGGACAGAAGUGCGAAUCAUAUUCAGACCCAUGUCGCUACUUGACCUGUUACAAUGGUGGCAGCUGCGUUCGUCGGUGGGAUAGUUUUGCCACGUGCCAGUGUUAUGGGCCAUACACCGGAAGACAGUGUGAAUACAGAAUGGAGGGGGGCUUCACCGCUGAAAGAGGCAAAGGCGUCACAUAUUCCUGGGAGUAAGGAGGGCACUGACCCCGGAACUGACCUCGCAACACCCACCAGGACACGAUGGCGAAGAACUGGACCGAUUAAUUGGACUUAGAGCAAACUAAUCUUGUAUGGAACUGCAGAGUGGAUAAUCCUUGUAGCUAGACUGGGGAGAUCCCUAACCUGCCUCUAUCUUUAUAGAUUCCUUUACAUGUAGCACUCGGCGACACUAUGGCGGAUUCAUUUUGCUUUUAAGUGAAAAAAAAAGCUGUUUUAUUAAAUCUAAUGAAACACAAUCAUAGAAAUGCCCGAUAAAAUUGCUUAAAUGGCUUAAAGUGGGAAUAUUGGAGAUAAUAAUGUAAUUUGCUGUGAAGGGACAGAUUUUAUUGGUCAGAUUUAGGGAUGAUAACAUGCUUUUCUCAAAAGACUUUUCAAACCGAAAUUUAACAGACUUCGUAUGAUUACUGUGUGAUGUGGCUUCAUUUUGUGGGCUUUUAUAAAUAAAUGCAUUUCAUUUUAAAAUAUUU
This is a messenger RNA of Lingula anatina, 2342 nucleotides long. Its product is annotated as scavenger receptor cysteine-rich type 1 protein M130. Gene Ontology annotation, molecular function: serine-type endopeptidase activity; calcium ion binding. Gene Ontology annotation, biological process: zymogen activation. Gene Ontology annotation, cellular component: plasma membrane. Lineage: Eukaryota; Metazoa; Brachiopoda; Lingulata; Lingulida; Lingulidae. The record is from RefSeq and is a predicted model, not a curated record.